AUGGCGGUCGAUGCAGGACCGGUAGCGUCGUCUCCACUGCGCCAAGUGCUGCGUCGCGAGGAGGGACCGUCCUCGGAAGUCUUGGAGGUGCUCGACGUUGCGACGAACCAGACAUACCGUAACAUGCACUUGGUGAGCUUUCAACCCAUCACCAAGGCGCUUCUGAGUGCCUCGGAGAAGGCAGCCGAGCGCUACAUUGGCAUGUUCCAAUUGACAUACGAGGCCGCGGGAACGGCUCGAAGGAUUCGGGUUAGCUAUGAGAUGUCCGAUACGCAAGUCAAUCGGCUGAUUGCGCUCCGAACGCUUCAAGAAGUGGCAAUAAGACCAGAUAUGCCCACGGGUACUUCCAUUGCCGCAGCAGACUGGAAACCCAGACCGACCGCUAUUGUGGGAGGAGCGGCCAGUUCCGUUUCCUUAGCUUUGGCUAAUUUGGCGGGGAUCUAUCAAAUCCCUCAAAUCUCAGGAACGUCGUCUGCUACGGCUCUCGAAGACAAGCUAGCUGCUCCUUACUUUUCUCGUACAUAUCCCACCAAUCAAGCGGAUGCGGAAGCUCUCAUGGUCUACUACAAGUCCAUUGGCGUGACACACUUUGGUUUGAUCUUUGGUCGAGAUUUGUAUGGACAAGGAUUCGGACAAGCUGUGAUCCAGGCGGCCGCAAGACACGACAUUGAAAUCAAAUUCUUCGCCUAUGAGAUUGUCAAGGAUGGGUUUCAGCCUCUCAAAGAGGGCCUCCAGUUCUUGGCAUCGACGAAGGUUAGAUACUUCUUUGCCGUUUUACACUACGAAUCAUACAAGGCGGCCUUUCGAGAGGCAUACAACUUGGGUAUUAUGGGGCACCCUGGCUACGUAUGGACCCUCGGUGACAACAAUGCGGAGCUGACAACGGAUGAUUUUACGCUGGACAAUGAAACGGAAAGCGAUAUCGCCAAGGCUAUUCAUGGGGUGGGAGUUCUGCUUCCGGGAAUUGAAAUACAUCCAGUUAUUGCCGACGUCAUGACAAACCAAUUCAAGACCAAUCAGCAGCUUCAACGGGACUUUGUGGCAGCACACCAGAGUAAUCUACAUCAUUACUUUGACGACAUCAACUUUGCCAACAACAGUAUGCUACCAUCAUUUUAUGCCGGGAUGGUUUAUGAUGCUGCCAUGACGGCAAUGUUGGCGGCCUGCGACAUUCAAGACACCGGAUACUUCUCGUCCGAACAAUUGCUUGAUGCCAUGCGGCAACAGGCCUUUCAGGGAGCUACUGGCUAUGUCACCUUCAACAACAUAACUGGCACAAGAGAUCUACUCGGACUCCGUUACACUAUUACCAAUGUCCUCGUUGCCGAGGAAAGCCAACAACUCACACCUGGACGGAUCCAUUUCAACGCAACCAAACGGAUUGGGGUGGAAUUCCCAUCAGAUGUGAUUGAUCUAGGGGAGGGACCGUUCAUCUUUUCGGACAACUCAGCAACACCUCCUGAAGCAUUACCGCCGAGAGAAGUCAAUUUGAACCUGAUUCCAAAGGGUGUACAGGCCUUUGGCUGGUCACUAGCUGCUUUUAUCAUUGUGCUCUCCUUGCGGUGCAUGGUUUUCACCUACUGGAAUCGGGACAAACGGGCUGUAAAAGCGCACCAGCCAGAGUUUCUUUUCAUCAUCUCGUUUGGAUGCUUGCUGUUGGCUUGCGCCGUAAUCCCAAUGUCAUUCCAAGAGCCAAUUAGCCAAUCAGUCUUGGACAGGGCUUGCAUGUCCCAGUUGUAUCUAGUAUGCCUUGGAUUCUGCGUCUCCUUUUCUGCCCUCUACUGCAAACUCUACCGCAUCAACAAACUGCUCAAGGGCGCCAAGAACUUUCGCAGGGUUAAGGUGGAUGUCAAAGACGUCUUGUACCCCUUGGUGAUUAUGGUGACAUUGAAUCUUGUGGUCCUCAUUUGCUGGCAGGUUCUGGAUCCGCUGACAUGGAGACGCUUGCCUACAAAGGAAUCCCAAGAUGGCUUUGGUCGUGAUACAUCGACGUACGCCCAGUGCUCGAGCAUCAACAGACAUUCAGAGGUCAUCUUUGGAUGCCUGCUCUUUGCAAUCAACUUCGUUGCUCUUCUGAGUGCUAAUUGGGAAGGGUACCAGGGUCGAAACUUGCCAAGCCAAUUCAAUGAAGCGGGGAGAAUCGCCAUGUCCAUGUUCUUCCUUAUUGAGUCCGUGCUGCUUGGGAUGCCCAUCUUGCUGGUUGUCCAAAACGACCCAACUGGAGCCUUCCACAUGGCAUCUCGAGGAGGCUCGGUCAGUCUUCCUUUCACCCUCAUCCGGAGUGGAUUUGAUGGCGGCGGGGAGUGCACACACUGUUUGGGGAACGAGUCAUUCCUUCGGUUCUCGCCGGUCGCGUGGAUCAUUUUGGCAAAGGCGACGCCCAGUGCAAAGUCAUCGAAACGAAGAGAUGCUAUAAUACAAGGUCGCCAUCCUCGCGACGGCGAAGCGCUCAGACCCAAAUCUUCGACGAGAAGUUUGCUUCAUCGCUCUGGUAGGGAUUCUACCUCUGCAAAGAAUGCGGCGCCCGUACUUGAGGGUACCCCAGGUGAAGAGGAACGCCAAAAGGAACCGAUUGAAGUCGAAUCCUCCGAUGCCGAAUCAUUUGCAGAUGAAGGCUUGGGUUUCCCAGCGCAUCCAUCAGAUGAGCAGCAUAACAACGAAGCGGUCGAUGUUAAAACCUCCGCCCAUGACACAUUUGAAAAUGAAGGCAUCCUGUGA
Molecule: messenger RNA, 2718 nt
Organism: Seminavis robusta
Lineage: Eukaryota; Bacillariophyta; Bacillariophyceae; Naviculales; Naviculaceae
Source: the annotation of a GenBank genome assembly